Messenger RNA from Lithohypha guttulata, 1155 nucleotides. RefSeq lists its product as uncharacterized. The transcript has a single exon. NCBI's taxonomy places the organism in Eukaryota, Fungi, Ascomycota, Eurotiomycetes, Chaetothyriales, Trichomeriaceae. The record is from RefSeq and is a predicted model, not a curated record. Gene Ontology annotation, molecular function: agmatinase activity; metal ion binding. The coding region runs from base 1 to 1155 and encodes 384 amino acids.
AUGCACGUGGCAAAUUAUGCCAUCUUUGUGACCCUGGUUUGGAUCACUGCAAGCUGCAUAGAGGUAACCUUUCCACCUGUGGCAGGGAUAGCAGCACAAGGUCAGAUUCCUAUCUCCCAGUUAUCCAGCGAUUUGAGGCACGACGAUGAAGUCUUCAAAUUCGCAGGCCUGAGCACCUUUGCCAAUUUACCCUGGGUCUAUUGCCUGUCAGCAGAACAACAUGUGGAGAGAUAUGAUAUUGCAAUCAUAGGAGCACCCUUCGAUACUGCUACCACUGGUCGUCCUGGCACGCGUUUUGGUCCUGUAGGUAUACGACGUGGAUCUCGUCGUAUCGCACCGCCAAGUGCGUGGAAUGCUUAUACUCAUCGAAAUCAUUUCAAGUCGUGGGCGCACAUAGUUGAUUGCGGUGAUGCACCGUUGACGUUUCUUGACAAUACCGUGGCUUUGAAACAGCUUGGUGAGGCUCACAAGAAGGUGUCGGGUAGGACUGCAAAUACCACGACUGUUUCGUCAGUACCUCGCAUUGUUACCCUUGGUGGAGACCAUACAACAACGCUCGCUGCGCUGCGGAGUACAAUAGACCAUUGGGGUCCUGUAUCUGUGGUACAUUUUGAUAGCCAUAUCGACACCUGGGAUCCCAGUGUUCUUGGAGGAGGGUUUUCUCAUUAUGCUGGUGUGAACCAUGGCACCUUCUUGCAUCUUGCCCACGAGGAAGGACUUCUCCUGAAUUCGACCUCGAUACAUGCUGGUAUUCGAGCACCAGCCAUAAACAAACGACAUGACUGGAGGAACGACGCUCGCUGUGGCUUUACGAUCAUCACCGCUCGAGAUAUCGACCAUCUGAGCAUUGCCGGAAUUAUCGACAAAAUCAAAACUCGUGUUGGAAAUACACCAACAUAUGUUAGUGUUGAUAUUGAUGUCCUUGAUCCUGCCUUUGCUCCUGGUACAGGAACGGCUGAAGUUGGAGGCUGGACGACGCGCGAGCUGUUGAGUAUCUUAGACGGGUUGACCGGAAUCAACAUCAUUGGCGGCGACGUGGUAGAGGUAAGUCCAAUCUACGACAAUCCUGGUGAAGUGACAGUCCUUGCAGCUGCGGAGGUGACAAGCAGUCUUAUCGGUUUAAUGGUGGAACAGCCAGUAACGCCACAACACUGA